Molecule: messenger RNA, 1044 nt
Organism: Eruca vesicaria subsp. sativa (arugula)
Lineage: Eukaryota; Viridiplantae; Streptophyta; Magnoliopsida; Brassicales; Brassicaceae
Source: the annotation of a GenBank genome assembly
AUGACAGAACUCAAAAACCCCCAAAGUCUACAAUUCAGAAGACGAGUCAAAGAAGGAUUCAGGUCGAGAAAUCAGAGAUUGUUACCAGGGCAAGAGUUCUGUUACCGGAGUAAAAUCCUAGAGGCGGUGUCAUUGAUCAGAUUCUUUGCAGAGAUGAAGUUUGAGAAAGGGGUUAAUGAUGGAACUCUUUGGACUGUUGGGAGAUAUUGUUCUAAUCUGGAAGCUCUUGACCUCUCAGAGUUGGAUAAUUUGACUGAUGCUUCACUAAAAGAGAUUACAGAUGGUUGCAGAUCUUUGAACUCGAUUCUAAUAGGAGCCAAGGAUAAGGAAGAUUUGAGAGUGGGAAAAGAUGUUGUAGGUAGAUACAGAGGCCAAGAAUCUGUCCAAGGUCUUGGUGUAGCUGUCAACAUUCAUGACGUUAAGGCUUCUCUUGGUCAAACCGAAAACAUUAGAACUCGGCUACGGUCUUUCGGUAGAUCUGUUCCUCAGUUUAUGAGCCCAAGAGAACCGAAGGAAAGUGGCAAGAGAAGCAAAGAGGAGAAGCAUGGUAUUGAAGAAGAGAGAGAUGUCAAUUGUGUUGAAGCUAAGGAGAAUAAUAAUAAUAAUGUUCCUGUUGUUGACGUUGAUGGUGAUGACGUUGUUGAUGGGUCUGAUUCUGCUACUGUUUGUGGAGACAUGAGAAAGGCUUUAUCUGUCUGCAGGAGUGCCUUAGAAAUCUUAGAAACAGAAGUUAAAGGAACAGCAGAUCAGGAACCACAAACUUCAGUUUCAGAGGUUCAAGUGGCUGUUUCAUGGUUGCUCACUUCAAAGAAUUGGCGGUGCUGUGAGACCGUCGGGCCAGGUGGUACUGGAGGCAAAAGCUUUGAAGCUCAACAGCAUCUCGCUGAAGGGAGGGCCAGAGGAGGGAAUACGAGGAAAGAGCAGUUAGGAAGUGAAGGAUAUCAGCAGAUGGGUCGCAAAGGAGGUCACAGAAACCCUGGAGAAGAUGUCGAUGAGGGAGAGGAGAUGGACGAACCCAAAUCCAGGACUAGGACCCAGUCUUAA